Anopheles coustani is the source of this 2056-nucleotide messenger RNA. It is a transcript of the gene ninaG, whose product is annotated as neither inactivation nor afterpotential protein G. Gene Ontology annotation, molecular function: oxidoreductase activity, acting on CH-OH group of donors; flavin adenine dinucleotide binding. The record is from RefSeq and is a predicted model, not a curated record. NCBI's taxonomy places the organism in Eukaryota, Metazoa, Arthropoda, Insecta, Diptera, Culicidae. The coding region runs from base 1 to 1950 and encodes 649 amino acids. The transcript has 5 exons.
AUGAGUUGCCUGAAAAAGUGUCUAGUGUUUUCGCUUCUCGCCACAGUGCUGUUGUCUGCCAUUCUUUUGCUGCUGUGGAUAUGGUUGGGUACGGAAACGAUUCCCAAUCAAAUUCGGGAUCCUCACCUCGUUGAGGGACAGGCAUUCGAUUACAUUAUUGUUGGUGGUGGAACGGCGGGUUGCGUUCUCGCCAAUCGACUUUCGGCAGAUCCAAACGUGACCGUGCUGCUCGUGGAGGCGGGCGAUAACUUUGGUGCGGCUUCCAUAAUACCGUUAAUUAGUACUGCAAUGCAAGGGACCAAAUAUGACUGGGCGUUUCGAACGACUCCACAAAAGUACUCGUCGCACGGAUUGGGCAAUAAUCAACAACUGUUACCACGUGGCAAAGGGCUCGGUGGCUCGGGGCAGAUUAAUUAUAUGCUGCACUUUACCGGCGUUCCGGAGGAUUUUGAACGUUGGGAACGGAGUGGUGCAUUCGAUUGGAACUGGCACGCAAUGAAACCUUACAUUGAUCAGCUUGAACAACCGUCGAUGGCCAGGCAUCAUGCGGAGCCGGAAUGUUCGGGAACCCGCGAAAACGUGAUGGAAUGCCAACAGGACCUAACAGGGGACGAUCUUUACCAGACAAAUACUUAUGCAUCCAUUUUGAAUCCGGAGAACGAUGAGCACGCAAGUAUCAGCCUCUGUGCAACGAAAAACCGACCUAACGCCCCUCACGUUACCCGUACCAAUGGUUUACUUGUCACGGAAGUUAAUCCUCAGGACUCACUUUUGGCGAAGGUGUUCACAGAAGCACCAUCAGAACUUGGACGGGAAUAUCUUUUUAAACCAGCUCGCUACACCAUCCACAAUGGCAUUCGCUGGAGUAGCUAUCACGCUUAUCUACGGCCCGCAUUCGGCCGUCCGAAUUUAACCAUCCUUACCUCCACAUCUGUGGCGAAGGUUCUGUUCGAUGAGCGUAAACGAACCAAGGGUAUAGCGAUACAGGGCAUCGAGCAUUUGAUUGCCGUUAAAGCUCACCGUGAAGUGAUCCUCAGCGCAGGGGCAUUGCAUACACCGCAAAUACUAAAGCUCUCCGGCAUCGGACCGAAGCUAGAGCUCCAGCGUCACGGUAUCGAACUGGUGCAUGAUUCGUCCAACGUGGGCCAGAACUACUUUGACCAUCUCAAUCUGCCACUGUUCGUAAGCAUCGGCGUUAAAGCUAGCGUUACGCUGGACAAAGUUCUUUCGUUCGAAUCGAUCGUACAGUAUCUCAACCAUGGAAAAGGGGUCCUCGCCAAUACGGCCAUUGCCGGUAUCGGUGGUCCACGUGGCGGACGACACGGCAUCAUCCUGUUCGGGAUGGGCAGUGUCGACGAGCAGGCGCUACGUCAUGUGUCCAACAUGGAGCAGGACACGUUCCGCGCUUUUUUCCCCUUCUACCGCAAUUCCAGCCAGGAGGGUUUCCUGUUCCUGAGCACCUGCCAUCAACCACGGAGCCGGGGUGCGAUCUUCCUCCGCGAUCGGCACAUUGGCAGUGAACCGUUUUUCAAUCCCAACUAUCUGAAGGAUCGUAGCGACAUCGAAUGCAUGAUGGCAGCGAUCCGCCUGGUAGCGAGAACCGUGCGCACCGAAGCCUUCCGGAAAAUUGGAGCUCAACUGCACUGGCCUCGCAUUAAGCGAUGUUCCAACUUUGGACCCCCGGACAAUGUUGUCCAGCAGCCGUCGGAUCGGUACCUAGAGUGUAUUUUACGUACGUCAGCCCUCACAGGACAUCAUCCCGGUGGUACGGCUGCCAUUGGGGAUGGCGCGGAUGCUGUUGUCGAUAAUCAACUAAGGGUAAACGGUGUUCAUGGACUGCGCGUUGUUGAUGCAAGUAUUUUUCCAACCCCGGUAUCAGGAACGCCAAACUCGGUUGUGAUUGCGGUGGCAGAAAAAGGAAGUGAUUUGAUAUUGAAGGGCGACCACUAAUUCACUAAAUCCUUUCAAACGGAGCAUAUAAUGUACAAUCUAAUUUUUCUCUUGCAUUUGUUUGGGAAGCUUUCGAAAAAGGGAAAAAUAAAUGUUUUACAAUAAG